Labeo rohita (rohu) is the source of this 2443-nucleotide messenger RNA. RefSeq names its product hyaluronan and proteoglycan link protein 1a (gene hapln1a). Gene Ontology annotation, molecular function: hyaluronic acid binding. Lineage: Eukaryota; Metazoa; Chordata; Actinopteri; Cypriniformes; Cyprinidae. Bases 208 to 1218 code for a protein of 336 amino acids. The transcript has 4 exons. Gene Ontology annotation, biological process: cell adhesion. The record is from RefSeq and is a predicted model, not a curated record.
AAGCCUUUUGUAUGAACCUAUGAGAAGCCCAAUCUUUCUUGUGGCACAACUACCAACACCUAUACCUCUUCAUCGACAACAACGGGAAGAAAGUAUUUUUCUACACUUGUUCCAGAUUUAUUACCCGAUUGCAUUUUUUUCCCUUUUCCCCUGUUUUUUUGUUCAUUUGCUUUUCUAGGCCUUUAGACAAAGAACAAAAAAGACAAAAUGAUUGCUUUUUUUACCUUGGUACUGGUGCUUUUUGCAAGCAGUCUACAUGUCGAAGCACAAGAUAGUGAAUCAAGGAUCAAGGUCUACGCCAACAGAGGUGACAAUAUUACUCUGCCCUGCGGACUGGAACGUCUGUCCUCGAUGUUUGGAAACAGAAUCAAGUGGACCAAAAUUGAGGAUGACUCUACAGAAACCGAUGUGCUCAUGUCCAUGGGGUUCCACAAGAAGACCUACGGAAAUUACCAGGACCGUGUUUACCUUUUGGAGACAGAUGACAGUGAUGCUACCUUAGUUAUUACAGACCUAGAUCUGAAAGACUAUGGCACAUACAAGUGUGAGAUCAUCAACGGCAUGAAUGACAAGGUUGUUGAAGUGGACCUUGAAUUGCAAGGGGAAAAUUCACUUUCUUUCACAGGGGUUGUUUUUCCAUACUCUCCUCGACUGGGGCGCUACAACUUCAACUUCCAAGAUGCAGAGACUGCAUGUCUGGAGCAGGACUCUGUGGUCGCCUCGUUUGAGCAGCUCUAUAGCGAAUGGAGAAAUGGUAUGGAUUGGUGCAACGCCGGCUGGCUCAAUGAUGGAACCGUGCAGUAUCCCAUCACCAAACCCAGGGAGCCCUGCGGAGGUGCGAGGACAACAGCCGGACUGAGAAACUAUGGCAGACGGGACAAGUCUAACAGCCGCUAUGACGUAUUCUGCUUCACAGCCAGCCUUACAGGACGCUUUUACUACCUGAUCCAGCCCAAGAAGCUGAACUUUGAUGAGGCUGUUGACGCAUGUAAGAGAGACGGAGCUGAGAUCGCAAAGGUGGGCCAUAUAUACGCUGCUUGGAAGUUGCAGGGAUACGACCGUUGUGAUGCCGGUUGGCUGGCCGACGGUAGCGUUCGCUACCCUAUCUCCAGGCCCAGGAAGAACUGCAGUCCCAACGAGCCUGCGGUUCGCUUUGUUGGCUUCCCCGACAAAAAGCAGAAGCUGUACGGAGUCUACUGCUACAAGCCUCAGCCGUGAAGCGUUUCACGUCACGUCACCAACCAAAGAGCUGCAAUACACAGGUUUCCACAUCCAAACUUAUGAAGGACUUUUUGCAUGAACUAGCCACAACUGUGACAAUUAUAGAAAGGAUACUGUCAAGACCAUUUUCAUACUGCAACAUGUUCAAUAUUAAUGUAACAGUUAUUUUAUCUAUCAUUUACAAUUUAUAUAGAUUUGUACACCAUAUGUAUGAGCAACAAUAAUAACGCAAAUUGCAUACAAGAAGGAUAUUCAGCUGGUAGGAAAGAUGAAGUCACAACAUUUUUGAUCAAAAACCCCAUUUAAAGUGUGAGUUUGUCAAGAAUCUCCAUUGUGAUAUUGCAAUAAAAUAUUUAAAUAUUAUUGAACAGUAUAAACCUGACAAAAAGUUUUUGAAACUUGCCCAAACAGAAAUGCAAAAUGGACCUUUUUUUUCCUAAAAUACUUUUGUGAUCUUACUCGAAUGCUAAUUUCUUUAAAACUAUGUAUUUUUUUGUAUUUCAUGUGUUGGUGUAUUAUCCAAUGCUCUGAACUGUGAUCUUUUAUGUGUUUGAAAUAUCAAAUGUAUGUGUUUGGUCUGUAGUUUAUGGAUAUACUUUAUAUUCAUCCUGUGUUUCAUUGUAACACUCAUUCCUCAUUUUAAAUAUGUAUUUUCUUAUUUUUAUUCAAAUUAAAAACCUGUUUAAAUGUUUUCCCUGCAUAGAUUUUGACAAGUAUUUCAUCACAGACAGCGACAGAUGUCUGUAAACAGAAUUUACACUUAGAUUUUUUAACGUUUCAAGACUAGCUUGAGCCUAGCUGCUUGAGUGUAGAUAUGAAUAAGUCUCAAAUGAAGAAUAUUGCAAUGCCACUGUUCUCUAAGAAAAGAGGACCAGCACCAAAAGCCAUGUACAAAAUCAUGUCUAAGGUUGAACAGUAACAUUGAAAUGAUCUGACAGGCAUAGUGUGGACGACUUCAGAUGAUGAGAUCUGUGAUGUAUGUAACAUCUGUUACUUGCCACUUUGUAUUGAUAUAUUGUUUAUGUGAGGGGGAAAAUAUUCUCCAUCUAUAACUCAGCUUUGAACUGCAGAAGCCACAGUGCACAUAAGUGACAUUUUGUUGAUUUUGUCUUCAUGCACAAAAUAUCUUUUCUUUUUUGAACAAUCAAAAUGCAUUGUACGGUUUAUGAAUCAAAUCAAAUUUUAAAUGAAACAAUAAAACCCAUAACAAAAAUGAAUGGCU